This is a messenger RNA of Brugia pahangi, 906 nucleotides long. The record is from the annotation of a GenBank genome assembly. Lineage: Eukaryota; Metazoa; Nematoda; Chromadorea; Rhabditida; Onchocercidae.
AUGCCAUCAUUGAAAGAAUUUUUUGAGAACAAUGUGCAUCGAUUGCAACGACGAAUUGGUGGUGAAACAUUAAUUUUAUCAUUAAAAAAGAAAAAAUCAUCAACAAUUUAUUCCGGAAAAUCUUAUCAAUUUACUGAUGAAAUAUGGAAUACUAUAUUUGCUCAGUGUUCACCAUUUGAUUUAUAUUUAUGGCGUCGUGUAAACAAAAAUUUUAAACGUUUAAUUGAUAGUCGUUUUAAUAAUAUCCUUUAUUUAUACGCUGAUCGAAGGAAUAUUGCUUCAAUGCUAGGCCAAGAAAGUAUUAAUGAUGGUAAUUUUUAUCGACAUCACAGUGCACAAAUAUUGCUAAGUUUAGACACUCAUAGUGCUAUGUUUAUUGUCCAUGAAAGAUGGACACCAAAAGAUAUCAGUAAAUUAUUUCAAGCAAUUCAACUAUUAGCACCAUCAAUACGAAAUGUUUCGCUUGAUAUGGGAAUUGUUGAAUUGAUCACGGCUGGCUUAUCAAGCAUGGAUUUUAAUCGAUGGCACACUUUUCAAUGUUAUUUGAAAACGUUAGAGGGACAAGCUGCUGAAGAUUCUGUACAUGUACAGUGUAUACCAUCUACCUGUCAAAAGACAUUUUUUCCAAAUGUCACUGAGUUUACGGUUCAAAUUGGUGAGCGUGACUAUUCGGCAUUAACACGUUUGAUGGAUUAUUCGGUUGAUGCUCAAACACUUUUUUCGCUUGAUAAAAUUGAGCUUUUUCGUGUACAUUUCAUUUCUACCACUGAAACACAAUUACGUGGUUCGUGUUUUACGCAAGAAGAACGUUUUUCCAGGAAGCGAACAUCGAAACAUUUGCAAAAUUUCAAAAAAUGGAUUGGUACGACUAAUUUAGGUGAACGAUACUGUCAACAGUACUCAUAA